Molecule: messenger RNA, 648 nt
Organism: Trypanosoma cruzi
Lineage: Eukaryota; Euglenozoa; Kinetoplastea; Trypanosomatida; Trypanosomatidae
Product: mucin TcMUCII, putative
Exons: 1
Coding region: 1-648 (215 amino acids)
Source: RefSeq, a predicted model, not a curated record
AUGAUGACGUGCCGUCUGCUGUGCGCCCUGUUGGUGCUCGCCCUGUGCUGCUGCCCUUCCGUGUGUGCGACAGCAAGUGAAAUUAAACCUCAACAAGAGGCCGAUUUGCCGGCCACUGACUCACAAGCGCAGGAAAAGCUUGGUGAGGUACGGGAUUCAAUUAAGGAUCCUGAUGCAAUACUGAAAGGAAAUGCGGCGUCCGGAAUAGGACAGAAUGCAAAUGGGGCGCCCUCCAGUAAAUCAGAACCAUCAGUUCCGAAGUUGAAUGCGUUAGGGGUGGAAAGUCCGAAGGACGUUCAGGAUCAGGCACGUGCUGGGGUCACUGAGACGGCAAAACAAGGAAAAGUAAAGCCCCUUAAUCCAGAAGCAACAGGCAAAUCCGGUGAGCAGCAGUCAACAAGUGUGAAUGCCAUAAUGAAGGUAUCAGGUAGCGAUAUCACUGCCGCAACCACGACAACUACGACCACAACGACAACCACCACCACCACAAAGGCACCAAGUAUUACGACUACGGCGGCGCCAACCACGACGACCACCCGCGCACCGUCACGUCUUCGCGAAAUGGACGGCAGCCUCAGCAGCUCUGCGUGGGUGUUUGCCCCGCUGCUGCUCGCCGUAUCCGCGCUGGCGUACACCACUGUGGGCUGA